ACCGUUACAAAACUCAUGCUGGCAACAUGACACGUCCAAGCCAAGCGGAAGUGCUACUGCUCAAGCUUUUCCAUGCCGCCAGGUCCAUCCAGCAUGAUGCCGGCAAGGACUGGAAUCAAAGGGAGUUCCUUGUCCUGGGAGAGAUCGCAGCGCUGCAGGAUACCGGCAAAGUGCCAUUAUCCGUGGACCUCAUGCAGCUCGGCAUUCUGUACGCGUUGAAUGGCGCCGACCGAGACAGGGAACCGGGUCAAUUCGAGUUUCACGACUUGUACGACUUUGUCGAGCGAUGCGAAUCGGAAGAGAAGGCUGCGGCACGCGGGACGCACGUACCAACCUACUACAAGCAGUCGAAGGAGGCGCGGUGUGCCUUGGACCUGUGGGAAGUCGCAGUCUCCGAUGGCGUUGGUGUGAUCUCAACAUGGCUGAUGCAAUUGCUGCGAGAGAACGGCAGGGCCAUCCGUGGAGGGUAUCAUGAGGACAGCGACUGUGUGGCUUCGACCACGUUGCGGCUCCUGGGUCGAGUGCUGAGGGAUUGGGCAGCCUAGCGAUUCGAAGAUGGAAACGUGGCGGCGGAUAUCCGACGUCGCUGACUUUGUUGAGUCGUUUCUGACUGGAUGGAUCGAACAGCUCGGGCGAGUAGGGGUCACCCUUCCUUCGCCGAUCUCAUCCUAACGGAGCCAUUCCGUAAUCGAGGCCGCCUUUGCAUAUACACGAUACAAUACAAUCAGAUGUUUCACCAAGCAAUUUGAAAAUACGCAUCACGUGCUGCUCUACGUAGCCAACGC
Aphanomyces astaci is the source of this 785-nucleotide messenger RNA. RefSeq lists its product as hypothetical. The coding region runs from base 27 to 545 and encodes 172 amino acids. The transcript has 2 exons. NCBI's taxonomy places the organism in Eukaryota, Oomycota, Saprolegniomycetes, Saprolegniales, Verrucalvaceae. The record is from RefSeq and is a predicted model, not a curated record.